This is a messenger RNA of Endocarpon pusillum Z07020, 1356 nucleotides long. Its product is annotated as glycosidase crf2. The record is from RefSeq and is a predicted model, not a curated record. Bases 1 to 1356 code for a protein of 451 amino acids. Gene Ontology annotation, molecular function: glycosyltransferase activity; chitin binding; hydrolase activity, hydrolyzing O-glycosyl compounds. NCBI's taxonomy places the organism in Eukaryota, Fungi, Ascomycota, Eurotiomycetes, Verrucariales, Verrucariaceae. Gene Ontology annotation, biological process: fungal-type cell wall organization; carbohydrate metabolic process. The transcript has 3 exons. Gene Ontology annotation, cellular component: fungal-type cell wall.
AUGAUGGGUCUUUUAAUCAGCUCGGCAUUACUUCUGGCAGUUACCGCAAAUUGGGUUUUGGCCCAGGAACAGCAGCAGAUCAGAUGUGGGGAGGGCGCUCUCUGCCCGGAGGACUUACCCUGCUGUUCUCAAUAUGGCCAGUGUGGUGUGGGAGCAUAUUGUCUGGGAGGGUGCGAUCCCAAAUAUUCGAACUCUCUAGAAUCCUGCGUGCCUGCUCCGAUCUGUGAAAGCAAAGACUACUCAUUUGCGGAACUUGAUGGAGUAGUAUCCAACACCAGGUAUCUGGGAGACGCAAGCAAGGCGGACUGGGUUUCUAGCGGUGCUCCGCUGCCUUACGAUGGAAAACUUCUUUUGACCAUGGCAGAAGGGUCGGUAGGGACACUUCUUGCGAGCACACAUUACCUAUGGUAUGGAAAGGUCUCUGCCAAACUCACGACGAGCGGCGGUAAAGGUGUUGUGACUGCCUUUAUUCUCCUCUCAGAUGUCAAGGACGAAAUCGAUUUCGAAUUUGUUGGUACCGAGCUGGAAACAGCCCAAUCCAACUUCUACUCUCAGGGGGUGACUAAUUAUAACAAUGGCGAGAAACACGCUGGCCUUGCGAAUACUCUUACUACAGAGCACGAGUACGAAAUUGAUUGGACGCCAGACCAGAUCACGUGGUCAAUCGAUGGCAAAGAGGUCCGAACCCAACAGAAGUCAGACACAUGGAACGCAACAUCGAAUCGCUACGACUACCCUCAAACACCAGCCCGAGUCCAACUGUCGCUCUGGCCUGCCGGUCUGCCUACCAACGGUGAAGGUACGAUCAGUUGGGGCGGCGGUCUUGUCGAUUGGAGCAGCGAGUACGUAACCAAUGGAUACUAUUUUGCCGCCUUUUCCGAAGUCAAGAUGCAGUGCUACAACCCACCCCCUGGCGCAAACGUCCAGGGUAGUGUUUCCUAUACCUACGAUGAUGUGGCUGCCACAAACGACACCGUGAUUACUGGCAACAAACCCACGGUGCUCAAGUCAUUGCUCGGAACCGGUACCAACAUGACUGCGGAUUACCCAUCCGCAGCAGCAAGUGCAUCCGCUUCUGCCCAGACAAGCGAGCUUGCGACAGUUCCCGGGUUGACAGGAGCGGGCCCUGGCACGAACGGCCAACGUGGAGAUAACCAAUCUGGCGGAAGCUCUUCGGAGUCUGGCUCUGGUGAUGGCAGCAACACUGAUAGCUCCAGCUCGGCCGCCACCGGUUUCGUCCAAGGGGGUGGCUCUAACGGAAGCGGUAACGGGGCUGCAGUGCAACGACCGGAAAUAAUCCUCCAGGGUUCGUUGUUUGCAGUGGCCAUGGCAGUUAUCGGCCUCUUGGCCGUGUGA